AUGAAGCUUUACAUUGGUAACGACACUUGCUCACGAGCUCCUCAUCUGGUGGCCAAUGAGCUUGGCAUUAAACAUGAACUUGUUUUUGUUGACGUUUCCACCAAAAGUACGUCAAAUGGAGAGGACUUUUCAGCAAUAAACCCCCUCCUUUAUAUUCCUGCUCUAAAACUUGACAACGAUAAUCACGAUGUAAUCUCUGAGGCUAUUAUUAUCUCUUCCUACUUGGCCGACCAGUACCCAGAAUCUGGCAUGCUUCCGCCACCUGGCACAUUGGAACGCGUUAAAGCAGACCAGUUCCUCGUUCAACUUACAACCGAAAUUGCGCAGAAGCAUAUCCCACUUAUUCUCAAACUGAUGACUGAACAAGGUACUCAGGUCAACACCAACAGGCUUCUGAGAGCAUAUCAGCUCUUGGAUGAUCGCCUUGCGGACAAGCGCUCCUACUUAUUUGGUGAAACCUUUACUGUAGCCGACGCGUAUGUCUGGGGCACUUUUUGGAACAACCGCUCUGGUGUGAAUCUUGAUCACAUGAAUAAUUUAGCAGCAUGGAAGGCUCGCGUGGAUGCCCGGCCAGCUGCAAUUAAAACGCUGAAGGAGGAGGCUGAGAUGGUGGCGAUUUAUAAAGCCCGAAUUGAAGCUCAAAGCAGUUAA
Trichoderma asperellum CBS 433.97 is the source of this 651-nucleotide messenger RNA. RefSeq lists its product as uncharacterized. The record is from RefSeq and is a predicted model, not a curated record. Lineage: Eukaryota; Fungi; Ascomycota; Sordariomycetes; Hypocreales; Hypocreaceae.